Molecule: messenger RNA, 2038 nt
Organism: Vicia villosa (hairy vetch)
Lineage: Eukaryota; Viridiplantae; Streptophyta; Magnoliopsida; Fabales; Fabaceae
Exons: 8
Coding region: 460-1497 (345 amino acids)
Cellular component (GO): membrane
Source: RefSeq, a predicted model, not a curated record
GAAUAUUCUAUUCUGUGAUUUUUAUCACCCCACAAAUCCAAAAGGCAUCUUAUGCCAUUUAUCUAUCACACCAUAUUCCUUGUGUUUGAAGUUAUACUCUUCACAUAACUUACCUCUCUUUCACACACUCACACAUAAACUAUAACCAUAAAAUGAUGAAGCAAAGCAUCUAUACUCUCUGAAUUUUACUUGUCAAUAGUUAAUAUGCCACACCUUUCUUUCCAUUUGGAACCAUUUAAAUGAAGUAUUCCACUUUAUGCACUUUUGCCUAUGCCCAUCUCAAGCAAGGAAUAUAAAUGUAAUAUCCUUAAAAAAAUGGAUGAACCAACCUUUUAGUUUGAAAAUUGCCUUACAAUUUUGCUAUUGAAAUUCUUACAAAUUGCACAUCAUUCUUUGAAUGGAUAUAUAAUUCUAGUUUUUUUUCUCAAUAACUCAUCAUUAAAAGUGUAGCCAUUAUUCAUGGGUUUCAUAACAUGGUCACCAAGCCAUACAUGGCAACCAACAAUGACAACAGAUACAACUACAUCAAGUUAUUGGUUGAAUUGGAGAUUCUUCUUUUGUGCACUAUGGAUAUUAAUCUCAAUGUGUCUAGCAUCAUAUUUGAUAUUCAAGUAUGAAGGAUUCAAUAAACAACGAUCUUCCGAGAGACGAGAAAAUCAUCAAGAUACAGAUGGAUUGUUAUAUGAAGAUGAAGCUUGGAGUACAUGUCUAAUAGGAAUUCAUCCUUCUUGGCUUCUUAUUUAUAGGAUUAUUUCUUUUAUUGUUCUUUUGGCUUUGAUCAUUGCUAAUGUUUCUGUUGAUGGACCUGGCAUAUUUUACUACUAUACUCAAUUAACAUUUACUUUGGUCACUAUUUACUUUGGGCUUGGGACAUGUUUUUCAAUUUAUGGAUGUUUAUUAAAGCAAAAUGAAUUUAGGGGAAGAACAGUGAAUGGUGCUUCUUUAGAUGCAGUAAGCACUUUUAUGGUUCCAACUCUUGAUGGAGUUUUAGAUAUUCCUGAACUGACUAAGAAUCCUCAUCAGGAAUUUCAUGUCAGGAAAAUUGCUGGUGUAUGGGGUUACAUUUUUCAAAUAAUUUAUCAGACUUGUGCAGGAGCUGUAUUUCUCACUGACUUUGUAUUCUGGUUCAUCCUUUAUCCAUUAAGAACAUCCAAUCAUUACAGUCUUGAUUUCUUGGUUUUUUGUAUGCACACUAUUAAUGCUGUUUUCCUCAUUGGUGACACAUCAUUGAAUUGCAUGAGAUUUCCGGUGUUUCGUUUCGCUUAUUUUGUGUUGUGGACAGCUACAUUUGUGAUUAUUCAAUGGAUAAUCCAUGCUUGUGUUACAGUUUGGUGGCCUUACCCUUUUCUUGAUUUAUCAUCUUCAUAUGCACCUUUAUGGUACUUGGUAGUGGCUCUGAUGCAUUUUCCAUGCUACGGAUUAUUUAUUUUGAUAGUGAAAUUAAAGCAUUUUUGGUUAUCUAGAUCAUUUCCUGGAUCAACAAGAGUUGUAUAUUGAUGACAAAUUCUGAAAACGUUUUGAAGAUUAGAUUUAGAUAAUACUAGCUUAUAAAUAUGUAAUACAAAUUCAUCUUUACACAACAUUUUCAAAACUAGAAUCUAUCACAACCAAUCCUCUUCCCACCAAACAAAUCGACAACUCUGCUAAGCCGGCUACUGAUUAAUAUCAGAUGGAUGACGCAGAACAAACGCCUCUGCUCCAGAACUCAAACUUUGACUCCUGAAGCGAUUCCAACAGAAUACUCUGAACACUACACCAACCUACAUAAACGAACAACCCAAACAAACCACAUAAUAAGUGAAUCACAAUCCUCACUAUCACCAACUCAUAGAAUGCAUAUUUUCAUUACGUCUUUUCCAUAUAAUCCAUAUAUACGUGAACCAUAUGACACUGAAUCUGUCCAUCCAUACUCUUCCACUACCAAUCAGUCCUACAAAUUAAAGGCAAUGCCUUAUAACAAAGUUGUGCAACACACAAAUCAAUUAAGCCAUAUUGGUUAUAACGUGUUCUUCAAUCAAAAGUCAUAUAAAGUUAUUAA